Messenger RNA from Brenthis ino (lesser marbled fritillary), 531 nucleotides. The record is from the annotation of a GenBank genome assembly. Lineage: Eukaryota; Metazoa; Arthropoda; Insecta; Lepidoptera; Nymphalidae.
AUGCCGUACAUUUCACCAAGUAUAAAACGCUCGUGGGGAUCUCAAGCUGCAUCAGUCAAUACUAAGGAGCCAACACAAUCUAAAUCUAACAACAUGAUUGCUUUCAGAACAACAGCCAUCCUCCUGCUCAUCGCAUACUCCAGUGCCAGACCCUCUGAGGAAUGGGAACCUGAAGGUCACUCUCACUCCGAGCACACGAAGCCCUAUCACGUGACCGUGAUAAAGAAGAUUGGAGUACCAAUUCCUCAUCCAGUAGCCAUUUCUGUGCCACAAUACGUCAAGGUCCCCAUCCCACAACCCUACCCCGUACAUGUAACAGUUGAACAACCGAUCCAUGUACCAGUUUACAAGGUCGUCCCGCAAGUGGUAGAAAAGCCAGUGCCCUACACGGUAGAGAAGCCCGUGCCUUAUGAAGUCGAGAAGCCCUACCCCGUAGAAGUUGAAAAGAAGGUGGAAGUGCCAAUCCCUAAACCCUACCCCGUCCAUGUACCUGUAUACAAACACAUCUACCACCAUAAGGGAGGAAAACAU